AUGCCGGCGCUAUUGGAGGACCCAGAGUCUGGCGUGAUUUAUCGUGCAUCCGGCCAGGGUCCGUACCCAACUGCAGAUAAUCCACAGAUACCAUCGUCGAUAUUCCCAAGACCGGUGACUUUAAGAGAUCGGGUCACGAUUGCGACUUUGAUUCCAUUCUUUUCUCCGGAUGCUGUUCCGAAGCGCCUUCUCGCCUACCUGGGCGAAAGUCUUAACAGGGAAAUCGAGGGCGGGGACACUUAUCCCAUGAUCAAUACCCUUCCUCUUGAGACGUUUGGACCUUAUUGGUUUGGAAAUUUUGGUGCGGUCAUGGUUCUGGGUGAUAUCGGGGGGAUCGAGGCUGUUAACGACAUGGAGCGUGGAGGUGCCGAUUGGAGCAAACUUUGCCUCGGAAGUUUCUAUGUGAAACCCAAUUAUCCAGGUAGAAGUAGCCAUGUUUGCAAUGGUGGGUUCCUGGUUACACAUGCCGCUCGAAACAAGGGGGUUGGAAAGUCGAUGGGUCAAUGCUACCUGGAUUGGGCGCCUCAAUUGGGUUAUUCAUAUUCUGUCUUCAAUCUAGUGUAUGAGAGUAAUACUGCAUCGACAAGGAUCUGGGAUUCACUCGGGUUUAAACGCAUUGGGAGGGUCCCUGGCUGUGGAAAUCUGAAAUCUUCCGAGGAACCAGUCGAUGCGAUUAUCUACGGAAAGGAUCUCAAAUCGGAGAGUGAAAAUGUACUAUCAGAAGAACGCUUCGACAAAAUUCGAUACUAUCUACGACAUUCACUCUAUCCGCAAGGAGCCGAUAGAUCAGAGAAAAGCCGGCUAAGGAGUGCCGCUACCCAUUAUAAACUUGUCGGAGGACAGGAUGGUGUUCCAGAGAAACUGAUGUUGAAGGACAAGGAAGUCAUCUCGGACCCUCAGGCACAGUACGAGAUUGCCAAGCAAAUCCACCUCCAGGCACAUGGCGGAAUCAACAAAACUACAGCCAUCAUAGCCACCAAAUACCAUUGGAUUCGCAUAAAAGAAACAGUCAGCCACGUCAUCAAGAACUGUCCAGAAUGCAAAGACACCAACAAACCCCCGAUAUUGCGCUCCGAAAACCGACCAGGACGAAGUAAAACCAUUGACGAGCCACCUGCAACACUCCCACAACCUCUCCCCACCCCCGACGUCCUCGUGCAACCCCAGGAAGACCUUACAAACAACCACCUUACCAACCACGACUUCACUUCGAUCCAACAACCCAUGGAUCUUGCGAACGAACAUCUCCCGGACGCCGACGCACACCUACACGCCUACGACGACAUGGCUAUCGACCCACAGAUCAUGGAGCAGAUUCAAGCGCAACUCGACUCGGAGUACGCGCAGAAUCCACACAAUUUCGUCCCCGCGGGGAUGCCGACGUUUGCAGACACUUCACAUCUACAGGCUCAUCACGAUCCUCACGACUUCACGGCCCAGCAGACAGACCACCAGUUCAUGCAUGAUCCCACAUCGACCAUGAUGGGCCAUGAUCACGUCAUGGACGACGGUGGCGCGGGCACCGGCCUCAAUAACAUGCAGCCCAUGCAGCACGUUCUGCCCAUGGAUUACAUGAAUCCGCAGAAUAACCAACAAUACAAACUCGAGCAAUAA
This is a messenger RNA of Exophiala bonariae, 1614 nucleotides long. RefSeq lists its product as uncharacterized. Lineage: Eukaryota; Fungi; Ascomycota; Eurotiomycetes; Chaetothyriales; Herpotrichiellaceae. The coding region runs from base 1 to 1614 and encodes 537 amino acids. The transcript is spliced from 2 exons. Gene Ontology annotation, cellular component: nucleus. Gene Ontology annotation, molecular function: acyltransferase activity, transferring groups other than amino-acyl groups. The record is from RefSeq and is a predicted model, not a curated record.